Pseudomassariella vexata is the source of this 1767-nucleotide messenger RNA. RefSeq lists its product as uncharacterized. Bases 1 to 1767 code for a protein of 588 amino acids. The record is from RefSeq and is a predicted model, not a curated record. The transcript is spliced from 2 exons. NCBI's taxonomy places the organism in Eukaryota, Fungi, Ascomycota, Sordariomycetes, Amphisphaeriales, Pseudomassariaceae.
AUGGCGCUUGGUAGCACCGGUGACGCCGUGUUACUUGCUGGUUGUGCUCUGUGGAAGAAGCGAAACUUAUUGCUUGGACUUAUUGACCCUGUCCUAGAGCCUGUCGUGAAGACAAUCGUGUUGGCGGUCGUUUCUCUCCUUGUCUUCCGACUCGCUCGACUAUUAGGGAAGUCUCGAGAAGUAAAAAUUCCGCAAUGGGUGAGCCCAGCAAAGCCGAUGUUGUUCCCUUGUCAGACAACCCACACAAGGCUAUUCCCUAAAAAACACUCAUUCGCGUACUCGUAUCUCAUGGUCGGAAUCCCUGUUGGCUGGGAAGGUGUCGCGGGCGGCAUGAUAUCAACGGGCAAUGCGUCAUCUAGCAAGUCUAGGAAAGGGUGGUAUCAGAUUGAUGCUGCCGAUUAUCUCGAAAGAGGCAACGGCCAUAUUGGAUUAAGAGGCAAAUUGGAUUCUUAUUUGGAGUCACAGGGCGUUGGACCAUCUCAGUACCCAUAUGCGUACUUGGUCACAGCAGCCAAGUUCCUGGGUUAUCAUUUCAACCCUGUGUCUUUCUGGUAUCUCUAUUCUACCGAAAAAGACAUGACAGCUGUGAUACUUGAAGUCAAUAAUACGUUUGAUGAGAGACGCAUGUACUUCUUGCCUUCCAGCGAAUCUUCAAUCAAAGCACUGGAUGAUGUCGAAGUUACUAGCUCAAAUAUGCCUGCCUGGAAUGGUCCCAAGAAGACGAGCCCCAAACCAUUACGAAGAGCCUGGCCGAAAGACUUCCAUGUGUCGCCUUUCAAUUCUAGAAAGGGAGACUAUUCUCUCGUUUCACAUGAUCCUCUGGCUCCAUCGAUGGAAGGGAACGGAUCGAUCGACAGUACGAUCAACCUAUCAUCUUCCAAGGAGCAUACAAAGUUGGUGGCUCGUAUCAUCUCGGAAGGCCCAGCCCUUGACCCAGGAACUAUGAGUGCAUGGCAGAAACUCAAGUUUCUUUCGGCCUGGUGGUGGGUUGGCUUCGUCACAUUUCCGCGUAUUGUCAAAGAAGCCGGCGCUCUGUUCUUCAAGCGCAAACUGCAUGUCUGGUACCGGCCAGAGCCCUUAAAGCAAAGCAUGGGGCGGCGGGCCGAUGAGACAGAGAGGCAACUGGAGACCCUAUUCCGGAGAUAUCUGCGGUAUAUGGUUGAUCAGUGUCCCGCCGCGUUGGUGGUGCAUUAUGUACCAAGUGGCUUAUCAGACACCAGCACGGAGACCAUGACAUCGCCUGCAGCGAAGAGUAACUCAGACCUGGUAUCAUCAGAAGAGAUGGAAUUCAACGUCUUGACACCAGCGUUCUAUUCAAGGUUCAUCCACUACGCGCACGAUCUGGAAGCAGUUUUCUGUGAGCUGAAUGAAAGCCGCACGAUCUGGGUAUCUCGGCCAGAGCUUCUUCCGAAGCUUGUCCUCAAGAAGCCGCCGCCACCUCUACACACAUCGAGUUAUCUCGACUAUGGGUACUUCAAACUUAUUCAACGCCUUCGCCAAAGACCAGAGAGAAUCGAAAGGCCGAUGACGUCGAGCCAACCUUCGUCUGAGGCUUCCGACACUCAUACAAAGGUGGAUAUUCGAGAUUUUCGACUCGCAUCCAUGGACGGUUACGUGCUAGCUCACGAAGAUGGCAAGUCCCGACAGUUAUACAGAUCUUUGGUGCUGAAGUUAUUCGUUGCCAAUGGUUUGGCCAUGGGCAGCGUGGAGUUGCUCUGGCUCGAGCAACUUUUUGUCAGGGUGUUGCUGGCCUGGCUUUUGAUAUGA